GUAAUCUGUAUAAUCAUUUGGAUGCUCUUCACAUUUCCGAAAUGGAGGGAUCACCGUAUUAUGCUGUGGUGACUCAUUUGAACUUGGCAUUACUGCAAGUUUGGGCAUGGGAACGUGCUCUUCCUCUCGUAACACAUGCUCAUUCCGUCACAGCUGUUCGCAAGCGCUAUCCACCAAGUCUGAAGAACAACCAGCUUGAUUUUUUACAGAAAUUCCGCGAAUCUCCUCCCAUACUUCUUAAGUGGAUAGGAGUUAAGUCUCCCUCACUAUCUUGGGUCGAGUUGAUGGAUAAGGAGGCUGACUUCGUCUGGCGUCCAUACGUUAGCAUUUCUGAUGGUUUUUCAUUUGCGUUGUUGGAUGAAGAUGUUGAAUCUGAUGUGAGCGCAUAUAGUUCUUUGUUAGCUCGUACUCCGCUUUGGCUAUUUCCCUGUGGUUCCUCAGGUUCUUGGGCACGGUACAACCCACACAAAGUUAGGCGUCAGUUUGGGUAUGAUCAAGGUAUGCCGAGUGAGAACCCAGUGGUGCUUGACCACGAGCAUUCUGUGACUCCAUUCAUUCUGCGAGCCGGGCGUUCUUGUUUGAAUAAGGAACCUUUGCUGGCUUUGAAUUCUGAAAAUCCAAGAGUUGGGGUUCUUACCCGAAGAGCUUGUCAAUAUUGGAAUGAGAUAGCCGUUAGGUUCAAUGAUUACGCAGUGUCUGGUAGGGAUGAAUGCACUUUUCCUCCUCCGCCUUCCGUACCAAUUAACAGGUCGCGCCACAUGAAAUUUAGUCGUGGAUUGGUCGCAUAUUUUGCAAAGGAGAAAAUAGGUUUUGUGGCUUGGCAUGAUGAGGUAGCGGCUUGGGUGGCGUAUGCAGGCGAAGUUCCUGAACCUUGGAAAAAAUAUGAAAACAUGGCUAAAGCUCGCGUCUCUGCUCCUUUGGCGUGUGGUGAGGCCUUGAAUGCCAAGCCCCCAGCCAAGAGGGAAAGACUAGAAAUUUCCAUCAACGCCUUUGCCUUUCCUCCUCCUUUAUCUAAAAAAAUCCGCUCCUCAAUAGUUGCGGGCUCGAGGGUUUUACCCCGCACAGUGUUGGCGCUUCGCGCCAUGAAGGAUGACGCUCUCGCACCUUUAAAUUGUGCUGUCACAAUGCGUCCUUUGCCUGGACCUGAGGUUUCUGACAACCAGGUUCCUUCCUCUCCUGUGGUCUCUGAAGGAAAAGUGGACAUCCCAGAAUCAUUUGAAGAUGACUUGUCAGAUGAUUGUGAGGAUGUUGUAGUACCUAUUGUUGUUGCCUCUCCCUUUAUCACUACAGGAAAAAGGUCUUCAGUGGGCGACGACGAUGAGAUGACAAGUGAAAGCAAUGACGGGACAAGUGAAAGUUCAGCUGGAACCACAGGGACUUUGGAUGCAAGCAAGGGAGUCGACGCUGCCGGGGAGGCGACCAACACGAAGCUACAGGUUCAGGUUACCCUCGGUAUGGACGUUGAGGCACCCGUCGACACCACCAUCGUAUCAGAUUCUCAGGUCGAACCCACGUCCACAUGUCUUGAUUCCCUAGCUCUCAUUUCUAACGGGGAGCACAUUGAAGCUUUCUUGGGCAGAUUCGAACAAGACAGAAAUAAUGAGCAUGAGACUUCCCAUUUCUACAACUUUGUAGGCCCAAGCACACGUAUCCAUCAGUUCUCAGUCCCUUUAGAGAGUGUUCCAUUGUUGGAACAUCUAUGAACCAGGCACAAUGAUUUCAUCGGGCAGUUAACAGUCGGUUCAGUUGUCGGGAAUCCUUUAUUGAGGAUCCUGGCGGCGGUGCUUAUGGAUAUGCGAGAAACUCAGGUGAAUGCCUUAACUGAAGAACGGUUGUUUGAAUGGAGAGACGCUGUGAGAGACCUACAUAAGGCUGGUUUGGAUGUUUCCUUUGUUCUCUGUCAUCUUCGAGAUGUUGCUACAUCGUGGUUUCGGAGAGACGUGAGAAUUCGAUUGGCAUCUAUUGUGCGUCGGAUUUCUGAAUUGGAAAAAGAGCUCGCGAUACUGAAGUCAGAGAUGGCCCAUUUGCAAAGAAAUCCUCCAAAUUCCGUCAUUUUGGAUAACACCGCCAUUUACGGCCUGCUUUGAAUUUCCGCCAUCUCCUUAUCACACAAAUGUAUUUUGUAGGAGAAGUGCUUAGACCCCUCUCCCCUUUUUUUUUUUUUUCUUUUUUUUAGGUUGUGUACAU
Quercus robur (English oak) is the source of this 2187-nucleotide messenger RNA. RefSeq lists its product as uncharacterized. The record is from RefSeq and is a predicted model, not a curated record. The coding region runs from base 42 to 1703 and encodes 553 amino acids. The transcript has 3 exons. Lineage: Eukaryota; Viridiplantae; Streptophyta; Magnoliopsida; Fagales; Fagaceae.